AUGAAUGCUUUGCCGAGGGCACUCGAAUCGCCAGAGGUUUCCAGUUCUUGGCCCCAAGAUCUCCCACAAAAGCCCUUGAAAGACCACCGCAGGGAGCUGCUUACUGCUCCCAAAAGCAUCUGGAAAACCACAGGACAUCCAAGCCCUCGAGAUGCAGCCCAAGCAUUUUUUCUUGUACCUGCUAGACAUGGUACAAAAGCACUCCCCAAAUCUCCUGUACCAAGCAUGGCAUCUUCAGAUGAAGAGUUGGAAGAUGAUAAGGGGAAGAUAGAAUCUGCAGGUAUUGAAGUAAGUCAAGCUGAAGACAAUGCAGCUCAAGAAGAACGUGGAAACCACAAGAUGUUUUUGAAUGAUGCUGAUGCGGACGGCCGAGAGUUGGAUGAGCUGGUCAAAAUGAGAGAGAGCAUCGCCCCCGUUCUGUCAGAAUCAAAUGAGAACUUGUCAGAUUUUCACCAGAAUGCUUCAAACGUGCUCAGUCGGAAUACUGACUUUAGCUUUGACAGAGUCACAAACCAGUCAGGUUUGUGGAAAAGAGCAUCAAGUGCAAGUGGAUCAGGAAGUGGCAGUAGUACUGAUCUUUCCCAGCUUCGAUGCUCUUCCUUUUCACUGGACAGUGUGGCAUGUUCAGAUUGUGAGCUGGAAACCAACAAUAGCAGCAGUAAAAUCUCUGACAGAAUCCAACUACACAAUGGCUCUCCAUUGGUGGCCAGCAGUCUCUACAGCAGCAUCGUCGAUGCAAAUCCAUCCUUGUCUGGUUGCUAUAGCAUUAGUGACCCACUCCAAGCAUCACCUUCUGCAGAGAAGCUCUCACCACCCAAGGAACCACCUUCAUUCUUAGAAAUAUGGCAUGAUCAAGUCCUCAACCAUUGCAACUGGUCAUUAUGCUACUUGUGCUGUUUCCUGCAGGUCCCUCCUCCAAGCGAAAAAAAAGACACGGAUCUAUUAGAAGCUAGGGAACAAAUAUCCAAAGCUUGUGCAGCAUGGUAUCUGCCUUGUUUACCAACUUCCACAGAUGCAUUGUAUGAGGAGAGUUAUGAUGACCUCAGGGCACACAAAGAAUUGGAUGGGAUCAUUCCGUCUACUGGGUUAUUAUCUCAUCAGCUCUUGGAUAAGUCCAGCAAACUCUCUAAUUCAGAACUGACUGAAAGUUCACCAGCAUCUCACAUACUCAGGACUACACAUCCAGAGAGAUCGCUGGCUGAAAUUGGGCUUUCCUUGAUGGAUCGACAGGGUAGCGCCAGUGCCAUUGGUCAGGUUGACCAGCACUUGGCUGAAAGAUCUCUAGCAGACUCCCUGGAGAAGAUUUCUGGGAGAGAUGCAGGAGAAAUGGACAGAAUAAUGAAAAAUAAUGGUUUCCCACCCCAUCACACUGAGCUUGUUUCAGCAAAUACACCAAUGGUGACUUGCUUUGAUAAUGAGAAAGAAGAGCCUCCGAGGUUUGUCAGAAUGGACAUAGAUUUAAACCCUUCCAUGCUGCUAGUUAAGGACAUCAAACAGUCAUCUAUGCUGCAACCAGACCACACUAAGGACUCAGGACAAUUUUCAGCCAGUAGCCCAUCAUGUACGAAUGAGGAAGACUCACCUUUACUCCCAAAUAACCCCAAUGAUAGUGAACCAGGCUGGGCCAGUGAGGACGUUCACCGUAUGAAAAGAACAUGGUCACAGGACGAGUCUGAUGGGGGUGUUGAUAUUGGGUUACAGUCAAGCAAAGAUACUGCGGAAAAUGAAGCGAUUUGGUCCGUUUCAAGCUGUCAUGCUGAGAGUGAGAAGAUCUUGGAAUCUCCACAAACCAGUCAAAUUGAUAGACAAGCAUCAUCCAAAGUAGAGCACAGUUUGCUGGAAAAGAUGGGGCGAGCAAGGCAAGCUGAAGAACGUAAGACAAAAGCUCUCACUAUCUUGAAAAAACUGAGCGAAGCAAAAGCUCCCGGUGUUCGAGUUAAAGAGGCCAUGAACAUCUCCAGCUUUGAAGAUUUUGACUUUUUGGCAAAAUACUGCAUUUUCAAUCAAGAGAAGCUGGCAUUAUACAAAAGGACAUUUGAAGCGGUAGAUGGUGAUAAGGAUGGAUAUUUGACUUGUCUUGAGGUUUUAAUGGCACUGAAAGAAAUCGUUCCAGCAGGAGAACUUACUGAUGCAGAAGAAAUAUACAUCUAUAGGAUUUUGGAAAUCACGGAUUAUCAUGUGACAGAUGGCCUGACAGACUUUCGGCUCUUUGCAGUGAUAGCUAGCCUGGCACAGAAAAUAGCAGCGCUGGAUGAUUUUAUGAGGUCUCUGAUUGGCAACAUGGAUUUCAAAGCUCUGGAGCUGAGGAUGUACAAAGCUAGACAAUUGUUCCUAUGUAAUGUUGAUUCAGAAGAAUCCAGUAUCAGUGUCCAACAGUUGUUAGUGGAGCUGAAGGCUGGUGGGAUCAGUGAAAUCCAUGAGGAAUCGGUGAGAAAGAAACUGUGGAACAUGAAGGCACUGGAUCUGCUAGAUUUUCUUACUUAUUUACCACUUUUUGUCCUCAUCCAUAACUCCAUUUUGUUAAAUCCAUUGGACAACUCCAGGACAAUCUGAAGUUUACAACUCGCAUACUUUAGCAAUGUAACAAAGUAGAAAGCACUGCGCAAAUAUUCUGGUGCUUAAGAAUGUAUCUAUUCAUUAUGGCUUGAAAUGG
Callorhinchus milii (elephant shark) is the source of this 2653-nucleotide messenger RNA. RefSeq lists its product as uncharacterized. Lineage: Eukaryota; Metazoa; Chordata; Chondrichthyes; Chimaeriformes; Callorhinchidae. Bases 1 to 2553 code for a protein of 850 amino acids. Gene Ontology annotation, molecular function: calcium ion binding. The record is from RefSeq and is a predicted model, not a curated record. The transcript has 15 exons.